Molecule: messenger RNA, 2139 nt
Organism: Meloidogyne enterolobii
Lineage: Eukaryota; Metazoa; Nematoda; Chromadorea; Rhabditida; Meloidogynidae
Source: the annotation of a GenBank genome assembly
AUGUACAAAUAUGUACUUCUCUACCUAUAUACAAAUUUAAAGUGGGAAAAACGUCGAGGAAGCAACAAAUCAGAUAAACAUUUAAUUACUGGUAAAGUACCUCCAAUCGCUUCUAUUGAAGAAAAAUCAAAUAAUAAUAUUAAUAAUGAUGAAAAUUUUGAAGAGAAAAGUUCUACUUGUGCAGUAGCUGAUUUUGGAAUUAAUCAACAACAACAAUCCAAACCUUUGGCACAUCCAAGAUCUUCCCUUUUACAGGUUGGCACAGCAACACCAACAACAAAUACACGAUUUAAUUACAAUACUGAUUGUUACAAUUCCUAUUGGCGCAAUGCAAAUACAGGAACGGGCUCUUUAAUAUAUUCAAAUACAAAAACACAUUCUGUAGUUGAUGCGGAUUCUGUUUGUAGUAGCAGUAUCGAUGUUUCAACAGCAACUAGCCUUGUCGGGCACCGCACACACAAACUAUCUUCCUCAUUAAUUCUUGUACCUACUCAACCUUUAUAUUACAUUAAUCCUACAAAUCCACAAAAUAUUAAUAACUUGCCAGAAAACAAUUACAAUAAUAAUAUAAUUAAUACAAUGUCCUCUCCACAGGGGGGCCCUAUGCAUCAAGGAGUUAAUUCAAUGUCUAAUUCAAUAAAUGCAGCAAUUCCUGCAAUGCCUUUUUGCUGUGAAUGUUCGGCUGCGCAAAAUCGUUGCAGCCAAAAUAGUUGUCCUUGUUUUGCAACUAGAAGAAUGUGUGAUGAACAUUGUGAAUCUGCUAGAUAUAGAGGUGAUUGUCUAAAUCAAGCAAUUUGCAAAUGUUCUUGUGAGGCAGACCCUUCAAAAUCUGCAAAAAAUAUUUGUUCAAAAUCUGAAAGGUGUGAUUGCCUUCGAAUAAAGGAAUCUUGUUCUAAGCUUUGUGUUUGUAAACAAAUAUGCAAAAAUAAAGAACCUCCAAAAAGAACAAUUAAAAUAAAUAAACCAACACAAGGUUGUCAAUGUGCUAAAGGAAAAAAACAAUGUGGCAAAAAAGAAUGUCAAUGUAGAGGAGUUUAUGAAUUUUGUUCUCCCAGUUGUAAAUGUAGCGGAGACUGUACAAACGGAGCAGCAAAAUUCCACGUCCCAAAACACGUCCAAAAUUGUUUUUUGGAGCACAAACACGAAAGCAGUGGAUUAAUUGUCACUUUGAUUGGCGACAACUACAUUUAUAGAGGAGAUUUUUAUCAUGAUUCUAAAAGUGAACCACAUGUUGAAGAACAAUUAGUUGCUGCUAUUUAUGAUUUGAUAUCUAAAUAUAAUGUCGAUUUAUAUGAAAUAAUGAUUUUUGUUUCAAAAAGUCCAUGUUUCCAUCAAGAUUGUGAACCAAAAUGUGAAGUUGUUGAUGAAUGUAAAUCUAAUAAAGCUUGUGCAAAAUUAUUGGGUUUAUUACUUUCAAAAGUUCGAAAAGAAUUAAGUAAAGUAGAUGUUCGAAUGACUGUUAAAUUUUUAUAUCCACAUUUAAAUAGAGGGGAUUUAUAUACAAAACAAGGAAUUCUUUCAAUGUUACAGGCGGGAAUUAAAGUAGAACCUUUGCUUAUGAAGGAUUGGAGUGCUGUUAUGGAUUGGGCACCUCAUCCAGAACAUAAAGGAGAAUAUUUACAGCUUUGGGGCAAUCACAAUCUGGAUCGCUAUGUUGCACAAUCCCAAGCUUUUAUAAACGAAUGUCGUCGAGCUUUGGGUCUUUCAAUGAAAUUUUGGGUUGCUGAAAUACACGAAAUUGUUAAAAACACAAUUUUACAUUAUACAGAAAUUCGUGGAAAAUGUCAUGAAUUAAAUGAUGCUUUAAAACAAUUAGAUUUAACAGCAACUCCACACAAAAUACGUUCAACGCCUAGCAAAAGACGUUCUUUUAUUGAUAUGCAUGAACUUAGAGACAAACUUUUGAUGCGUGGAGGGACAUCUACAGAGGGGGGAAAGGCAAAGAAUGGAAGUAAUAUAUCUGUUGCUAGUGAAGAUGCACAUGCCCAAGCAAUGGUUGCCAGUUUUUGUGGGCGAUCUUUUGAUGACGGAGAAACAAACGAAAUAGCCCAAAGGAUUAGAAAAGCAACGGCAAAUAUAAAUUUAGAAAUUGAAACUUUAAUGGAAUUUUUGACACAUAAAGGGGCAUCUAUUGGAUAA